UAACUUGGGUGAAUGGCACAAUUCUUAGUCACGUAAUUUUACUGUUAUAAACACCUUGAUCUAGUAAAUCUGGUAAAUGAUUGAAGUGACGUAACGAACUUGUUUCCAAACUUUGAACUGUUGAGUUUCGUUGCAGGUGAUCGACUGGCUUGUGCAGAAUGCAAAAAAAGUUCUAGAAAGGGUUGAAGCACGUGAUCCAUUGGUUGAGGAAUGUAAACACAAGCGACAAGUACGUUACAGGGGAACACCGCGAAAUGUUUACAGGCACGUGAUCAUGUCAGAUAUUAAAGAUGCUACUGCUUCUCUUCCUAUGGACUUGGCGAAUGUUCCCCUUGUGUCCUAUGAUCCUCUGCCACCUCAAGAUUCAGUUACAGGCUACGCGCGGCCAUCAAGGAGGAAUAUAAGUCGUGAGGAAGACCACGGUCCUUUAUCCAUGUUUUUCCGCUCGCUGCUUCCUUCCUUCAACGCCCAGGCCCCUAACGGACCACGCGUGGAAGUGAGAUUUGAACAACCCAUAGAGGGAGCAGAGGGUGGGCCCAGGCCUUUGCGGGAUACAGAACUCGCAAGGGGCGUGGAAAACCUGAUGGUCGCCAUGAGAGAACUGCUAAAUACUCUUAGUUACCGUGAAGAACCUGAAGAGGCUGGGGACGAGCAAGGAGAUAACCCCGGAGAAAAUGAUCAUGCUGAAGAUGAAUGGGAAGAUGGGGAAUAAAAACAUUGCAAAGCUUACUUAUAAAAUGACCUUGCACACAGAUUUCUGCGCUCAUCUGUGCAAGUGGAGCUAUUCUUGGUAUCUGUACGGCAAAAUCUUCCAGCUUGUAGUUACAGCAUAGAUCCCCGGAUUAGUUCCAGGUAAACCAGUAAAUGGCUUCCACUAAACUUCCCAACCCGGAUUGACUUCAUCUUCAUGUUGCACCUUGUUUUGUGCGAUACAGCGUUUUGAGACUCUUAAACAAUGGCGAGAAAACUUAGUUUUCCUUGAAGUUUCUUUUUCAAAGUCGCUUAACCUCUUGGCACACUACAACACGCCCAUCCCCGCAUUGAAAGAUGGCGGUGAACCAACUAUUUGCGCGACGUUGUCUCAGUAAACGUUUGUACGACGGCCUGAGGAACGUGACGGUCACAAAACAGGCUGUGACAGUGCAGCAAGGGCAGACGACAACAGCGGAGGCUUAAAAGAUCAGAUUAGAAGGCGUAAUACUUUGUGGAACUGAAAAUUUGAAUUCUGUCCGUUGGCUUAUGUCCUCUAGCCAGGGGUGAAGGGUAUAAAAUGGUAAAAGAAGCUCAAGUUUGGGUUUGAGAACUAUCUUAUCAAUCCUAAUGUUUCAGAAGGCACAGCAUAUUCUUGAUCAAAUCAGAUUUGCUCAAUUAGGAAGAGGAGAUCGGAAAAACGAGCGGAAAGGGCUUUUGAGCUUACUUGUGACUGUUGAUGAGCUUGGUCGGCGGAUUCAUACCCUGCGCGUGCGCAGAAGUUCUAUAAUCCCAGAAAUGCUGAGCUUGCGUGAUAGCCGUACGCAGAUAGGAGAAAUUAUUUGAGUGUGAGGGAGGAAGCCUCUUGCAGCUCUUUGGGUUUCGUUGUUAAGGUCACAUGUAGAAUGAAGCGUAAGUAAUGAAAAUUGAAAACAAGUGACCAGCUGGAGAGUUCUACAUUACUUAAGUUGGCUGGAAGAAUAUAUAUUAUUACAGUAAUUAAACUUAACAAGAAGCAA
Orbicella faveolata is the source of this 1709-nucleotide messenger RNA. Its product is annotated as ribosome quality control complex subunit TCF25-like. Gene Ontology annotation, cellular component: RQC complex. The record is from RefSeq and is a predicted model, not a curated record. Gene Ontology annotation, molecular function: protein binding. NCBI's taxonomy places the organism in Eukaryota, Metazoa, Cnidaria, Anthozoa, Scleractinia, Merulinidae.